AUGAGCCAGGCGGAUCCCGAGCUGGGCGAGGGAGGCCCCACCACCAGCGCCGGCUCUUUCCACCACUUCUACAAUGUGGUUCGAGUGGUUAUGGUAAGUACAAACGGCUUUCGAUAUCUUUACAGCAAAUGCAGAGGUGUGUUCGAGGUUUAUAUUUCUUUACAAUUUGUACAGUAACUUUCGAGGCAUUUUUGUUUUAUUAUUGUUUGACAGAAACCACCUUUUUACUGCUUUAGAUGUAUAAUAUCCUUCCGUUUAAUAACCUUAACUUUACUCUUUCAAACUUAAAGUAACAUUGUUCGAAAGGUAUGAUACUUCAUUAUGUAACCAACUUGUAGUCUUACGUUUUGACUCUUUUUCUUUCAGUUGGCCAAGAAUUGGCUCCUCAGCGUGCACGACAAGAACGUUGAAGACUCUGCUUUGCAUCGUGCUAACGUUGAUGCUGUAUUCGCUCUCAACUGCGACAACAUGAACUCUGAUACGGCGACAACUUCUCAGAACUACGCUCCAACAGAAUCCACAAUGCUACAAGAAGACGACUUUGUAGCCCCUGACGGUACGACAGCUACAGCAGAAGACACUCCACCCAGUAGUGGUGAUUCUUGCAAAGAGAACGGUAAUAAUGUAGGUAACAAUGUAGACAGUAACCACAAGAACGACACACAAGAAGACGAUGACAAGGAGGGUAGGCCAGUGGAUAACGGGAACGUAGUUGAGGCUACUGAUCUGACACAACUGGCUCCACCAACUCCACCGAAGCCACCGUUCCGGAAGAGAUUCAAGGAGAAGAUCAGCCAGAUUUGGACUGUUAUCAAGUAAUUCUACUUUUAUACUGUUACAAAGAUGUUAUAUUUAAGUCAAUAUUCCUUUUGCAGAAAUGCCCCUACCGAGACGGUAGACCCAACACGAAGUCCGUACUAUUACUGGACGUUCGUUGUGUACAUAGCCUUCUUGUACAACUGUGUGAUGUGUGUCAUGUUUGUGUUCGAUGAUAUGCAGGGAGAAUUCUUUAAAUACUGGUUUGCCUUUAACAUGCUAUUCGAUUUGGUAUAUUGGAUCGACAUGUUUAUCAACUCCAAGCUGAAUCACAUUGAGGAUGGCAUCAAAGUGCGGGGAUGGAAACGGCUGAUGAAGCGAUAUGUCAAAAGGUAAUUUGCUUCUAUUCUUUGUUUUGUGAUGUUGUAAAAGUAUUUGUCAUGUAUUUAAAUACUUCUAUAGCUGUUACUUUUACUUGUUAACGAAAUAUAGAUUACUAGUACAUGUAAUUUAUAUUACAGUAAUGGUAUGUCGCCUACAUUAUUCUAUAGCCUUUUUUUAAAUAUGUUAACAUAUCUUCUUAACGUUUUUGUAGUAUAUCUCAACUAAAAAUGUAGGCGAUAAACAUUUUCUUUUAAACUAGUGUAAAGCGUUCUGAAUGUAGGUUACGGUAGCCACUUAACGUCUGGCACUACGCCUUGUGAUUCUGGUUUUUUGUAGCCGUUUCACAAGUGACUUGUAGUAUUGAGUGUGAGUAUACCAUACUGUAUACUUAAAAAGUUCAUACUAGUGUAAUUUCGUUACUGUAGCUUCUACAGUGCAUUUAUUUUGUAAUCACUCUUAGUGUACUGUAACCGCAUCACUAAUUGCCGUAUAUAAUUUUUGUCGUAAUGUAGUUGUGCCAUCGCAUAUUACAGUACAAGUCCAAAUUUAUAACUGUUUAUUACAGUAUCCUUUCGUACAGUUGCUGUAAAUUUUUACUCCAUUACCGUACCCAUUACAGUUUCCGUUUCACCUGUGACCUCCUGAGUACACUGCCAACCGAUGUGGUACUGCUUUGGGACCGCAAAUACUCGAUAUGUCGUGCUAAUCGCCUGCUCAAGAUGUACAGGGUGCUGGACUUUGUCGAACGUACCAACAUACGAACCAACUACCCCAACGGGUUUCGUAUCUUCCACAUAAUGGUGACUUGUGCCGUAAUUUUCCACUUAAACGCCGCACUCUACUUCAAAAUUAGUCUACAUACGGGCAUCGAAUGUAAGUCGAAAACAAGAUGGAAGCCCGACAGGCUGGUGUAAUAUAGCAUAAUAUGCAGAUUAUCCUUGUUCCAGCGUGUGCAUUCCUUGUACUAUCCUACUUGGACACUUCGAAAUUAAUUUUGUUACUUUUAAACAUAUUUUAAGCAAAAAUGUUUGUUGUGUCAAUCCUUUCAACAAACUAUUAAGCCAAAACUUUUUAAACCCCCAGGGGCAGAUCAUAAUCGCUAAUUACACUAAUGUUGGCAUGAGAUAAUAACUAGUACAUUAGUAUAACCCUAAUUACCUGGUCUUACUGCAACAAUUUAGCUAUGAACUUCGGCGCUUGGGAAUUCAAUUAUGUCAAGAACCAAGACGUGCUGAUGUCAACUUGCAACAUGCUGGAAGAGGACAGUACGUGCGGGGUUGAUGAGACCGAGGAUGACAUAUCAUACAGACAAGACGAACUGCUCAAGUACACCUCCUACUGGGAGUCCCGCAUCGAAGCCAUUAUAUUCUCCAACUUUGCCAAACAGUACUCACUCAGCAUAUACUGGUCCUCGCUCACUCUCACUACCUCAGGACAACAGCCCUUCCCCACCGCGACGCCCCACAACCUUCUGGAGAUCGUGGACACCAUCUCCGGCGUGUUAGUGUUCGCCGUGAUCGUGGGAUCGGUCGGUAAUGUUGUCGUUACCAUGAACAAAGCUCGAGCUGAGUACCAGAAUCUGAUGGACGGAAUCAAGUUCUACAUGAACUAUCGACAGGUCGGCAGCGACAUUCAGGCGAGAGUGAUGGACUGUGUUGAGUAUAUUCACAAGAACAGCUCGUUUCAAGACGAAUCGGUAAUGAAAUCACGUGUUAUCGGAGACAUGAAGCAUCAUAAGAUAAGAAAAAACAUAAACAUAAUUAAAAAUAUCAAAAGUAAAUGACAUUUACAAUGCAAUCUUGAAUACCAUGAUAUAUAAAAUUUUAGGAGAUUCUGUCAGCUGUGCCAAGACGACUACAGGGAGAACUGGCUGUUCAUUUGCAUAUGGAAAGUCUGAAACGAGUGUCACUUCUGAAGGAAUGUGAACCAUCUUUGUUGUACGAGUUUGUCAUGCAUCUUACUAUGCAAAUGUACGGUCCCAACGACUAUCUGUGUCGCGUGGGUGACGUGGCCAAGGACAUGUACAUAGUAAAGCAAGGUACGAUCGAAGUAAUCGGCCCGGACGGCCUUCUGAAGAAGACUCUCAGAGAAGGCGACACUUUCGGAGAGUUGUCGCUGCUCAAAAUGUCAGGCAAAAUGCAAACCAACAGAAGGCACCAGUCGCUGCGAUCAGUCGGAUACACGGACGUGUACCACCUCAGACAGGAGGACGUGAUCAAUAUCCUUCGUGACUAUCCCGAGUCUCGUGAGCGAAUGCUGAGGAAAGGUAUGCCGACAUUAGUCAAGGAACAAAUGUCACACAUGUUGGGCUCAGAAUAGAUCGUUAAAGAUGGUUAAGAAACUUAUUUUUAGAGGGUGAAAUCAGUUGGCAAUUAGGAAACAUAUAAUGAUAAAGACAGACAAAAACAUGACUAAAAACAAAAAACGUACGAUAAAUAAUGACAUCACUUUCAGCCAAAGAAAUGUCGAAAGCGGCGAUAGACUCCGACAGUCCCGAAACCCUGUCGCAACAGUUACAAGGAAUGAACACGAUCGAAGAUUCCCUCGGACUGCUUCGCUCCACAUUAGAAAGCCUCGAUGCAAACAUGGCAGACUUCCUUGAACAGUUCAAAGUAAGGUUUAGUCAUGUUAGGUUAAUAUGCAUUCAAGUGAAGUUUUAAAGAAAAGUUGUGCAAAAAUAUCUAAGCACUUUUUGAUCAGAGUAGACGACUUAUUGUCCAUUUGGCCAAAUCAAUUUAAUGUGUAUUAAUUUUUUCAAAAACUUUUAAAAUCUUUCUUUAUAUGAGUUUGCGGCUCUUUAAACUCUUUCUACUUUUUGACCACAGUAGUAUUUGCUCACUUGUCAUUUGAUAUUGCAUUGGGUUAAUCUUCAUUGUGGAUCUUCAAAUCAGUUUUUUAAUCAAAAAAAUGAAGAUAAGGCUUUGCUCGUUUCUGUUUGUUCUAUCUACUUUUCGACCUAGGCUGAACAAUAACAGUUUGAGCUUUAAACCCUUAUCACUUUCAGACCAAUGUAUCGGAUGACAAGAAACGGGUAACACGACUGGAGAACCUGCUACGGAAGCAGAAUCACAAUCAAUAA
This is a messenger RNA of Bursaphelenchus okinawaensis, 4219 nucleotides long. The record is from the annotation of a GenBank genome assembly. Lineage: Eukaryota; Metazoa; Nematoda; Chromadorea; Rhabditida; Aphelenchoididae.